Molecule: messenger RNA, 1506 nt
Organism: Plasmodium cynomolgi strain B
Lineage: Eukaryota; Apicomplexa; Aconoidasida; Haemosporida; Plasmodiidae
Product: allantoate amidinohydrolase
Exons: 1
Coding region: 1-1506 (501 amino acids)
Biological process (GO): allantoin catabolic process
Molecular function (GO): allantoicase activity
Source: RefSeq, a predicted model, not a curated record
AUGAUGAACACCCAGGAAGAGACGACUGAGGAGGAAGGUAAAACUUGGAGUAGCUCGAAUGAUGAGAAAUCUGCGAAAAGUGCGAAGAAAAGAAAGCUGCAAGAAAUAGGACCGAGUGAAAUCAUCGGGGGAGAAGAAGUCCCACUGUGUGUGGAAGAAGGAGAAGGGAAUAACGAAUCAAAUUAUAAGUUGAAAAAAAAUAAAAAAAGAAAAAUUUUAAGUCUUUUUAACAAUAUCUUCAGUUGGGUUGUUAGCAAAAAUGUGAAGAUCCCAUCGAAAGAAAUUGAUACCAAAGAAGAAGUACAAUUUUUUAAUUUUAACAAUAUUUUGUCGAAACAUUUCGGUUCAAAGGUCCUUUUCGUAACAGACGAGUCGAUCAGCAAAUCGGAGAACAUAAUGAUUGAGGACAAGGUUGGAUGGGUGACUAGAAGAAGGAGAGAUGUAGGACACGAGUGGCUAAUACUGAAAUUGAAGUACCCAAGUGUUAUAUACGGAAUAGAAAUAAAUUUCGAAAAUAUGGAGGAAGAUAUAUGCCCCCAUUUGUCAAUCGAGGUGGUCGAAAAUUCUUGUAUAGACGAAAUUGUUAAAGAGGAAGAAUAUAUAAUAAACGAAACGGAAGAGAAAGAAGGAACAGAACAGAGGGAACAGAAAAUUACAAAAAGGAAAAGUUACAAUUUUUUAGAAUCCUACAAAAUUGAUAAAUCCAUAUCAGACAUUUUGGAAAAUCAAAAUACUCCCUGGGUUGAAUUACUCCAAGCAGACUGUGUAGAUUUCCUCAAAUGUUUUCAUAAAAAAAUUUACUAUUUUAAAGUUAACGAUCUCUCCUUAAUCAAGCCAUGGACACAUAUACGGAUUAAUUUAUAUCCAGAUGGAGGUAUAAAUAAAAUAAAAUUUUAUGGAGAAUUUGUCACCCUAUUUAAGAAGCAUACCAUUUUAUCGAAACAGAAAAUUUUCCUAAAUAAACCAGAAAAUGGAUGUACUUUAAUAUACUACCACUGUGAUGAUAUACACAAAGGUCAUCCAAAAAAUAUUAUCGAUUCGUAUAAAACUGAUGGAUUUUCAACAAAGAGGUUGUUCAAUAGACCACCAAUUAUUCUACGCACACUUACAUACAACUCAAUAAAAAAUGUUUCCAUUUUUAAGUUCGGUGUUCGAGGUGUCAUUGAAAAUUUUACCUUCGAUAUAGGGAAUUACAAAUACGAUCAUCCAGAAUAUAUACAAAUUUAUUUAUUAGACUGUGUGGAUAUGCUUACUUUGGAUUUACUCGAACAGAAACGUAUUUUUGAAGAAGACGAAAAAAUGGAAAAGAAAAAAAUAGGCUGGUUGCAAUUGCCUCCAUGUAAAUUGGCCAACGAUCAGAAGAAAACUUUUUACAAUUUCAAUUUGCUCGAGUAUAACUUUACCAUCAUGGAGAGGACAGCUACUCACUUUAAGAUUUCCCUUCAUCCCGAUGGGGGCAUAUCCCAAGUCAACGUAAUCGGUACCGUUUUGUCCACUCCCCCAUGA